UAUGUAAUGCAAUGCAACCUUGUGGUUCUGUGGACUGAUAACCAGUUCAUUUAGGUUCCAUUAUUUCAGUACUUGGAAAAUGCUUCAUCUGGCAGGUACUGCUGUGCGCUCCUCUUCUUGAAUUAUGUGACAGUCGUGAGACGAGGCUGUAGUGCGUAUGCCUGGUAUGAAGAUAAAGUGUAUCUUCACGUUCUGCAAAAGGAAAAGCCACUUGAUUCAGCUGUUUUAGUACUAACUUGGAGUACUGUACCUCAAGGAAAUCAGUUUGCAUGAGAAGACCGUGCAAACUCAGAAUAAAAAGACGGGGUGGGCUCUAGUAAGACUUUCUGUGGUUCUGGAAUUCUGUUCAGGUGAAAAUAUUCGGUGCAAGCAAACUAUUUGGGUUAUUUCAAUUAGCAAGAUUCUUUGAAGCUUUUGUAUAAAGAAGCUGCUACUUACUGCUUUCUCUCCUUGGUAGCAGUCUGUAAAUAUGCUUUAGAUAUACUUUUUUUUUUCCUCCCCCCAUGUUAAGAGACUGUUUGAAUAGCUUGUAAUGAUUUCACAUAGAGGUUGUUGGUAUUUCACAAAGUGUAAUGAAAGUUGUUUUAACAUGCUGUGCUUUUGAAAUAUUUAAAAGAUUGUAUUAGCUAAUCUCAAAUUCAAACAGCUAGUUCUCUUUGGAUGUGUAGAGAAGACUGUCUUCUGGGAAGACUUGCUCUUAUAUUCUCUGAUUCUUUUUUCUCACAGAAUUUGCCGUAAUCAAAUUCUGCUUUUUUUUCUUUUUCUUUUUUUUUUUUUUUUUAAUGCUUAAGAAUACACUUAGCAGAGCAAGAUUAAACCUGUACUUGAGAUGUGCCCAAAUAACAUAGGAAAUGGGAGAGUAUUCUGUAAGUGUUGGGUCCACCGCGGAUUCAGUCCGGUUACCGGAGAUGAAACAACAUCCAGUCUGCAUGCGAUCAGUGCAAAAUAAGGCCAUCUACUUUAUUCCAUCUCAACUAAAGCUUCUGCUCAGGUCUUGCUGCUUGCAAAGCAAAUGAAAAUAUUAACUGUGAUGGUUUUUUUGUUGGGUUUUGUUUUGUUUUGCCAUCUAAAGAGAGAACAAAUGAAAAUUAGGAAGCCUAUAACUUUUUUGCUUGAUUCCUUCUUUUGCUCUAAGAUAGCAGUCCGCUACUUGUUGUGGUAGCAGGUUGAUGUGCUAUUAUUACUUGCCCUGAUGCCUCACAAAUGUUAAUUUUUAUGUAAUCCUAUUUGAUUGUAGAUCUUUAAGGAUAAUAAUCUAGCCUAGUCUUAAUGCUUUGUGGAAAAAAAAAGAAAACAACCUGUGCCAUUGUUGCUAAUGUCUGUUAUUAUCAGAAAACCUAUAAAAACUGUUCUGAAAGUAAUCAAAGUUUCAGGUUCUGUAAAGUCAAAAUUCCAUGAGCAGAAAAUACAAAGUAUGGAUACUGAAAUGCUUCUUUAGAGGCUUCCUUAUCCAUUUAUACAGGGAUUGUGUGGAUUUUACAGGAUAACAAAACAUUCUUGCUACUGUACUGAUGAUACUGAAUUUCCUGUGAAACAGAAAGGUUUACUACUGGCAAGAGCUAACGAGUAAACUAAUGUACUAAAAAAGUAAACCAUAUUUAAAUGUAAUCUUAAAUAUCUUUUUCUAGCAAUAGAAAUGAAUAGGAAUUAACACAUUUCUCACCAACAGUGAGGAAAUACUGCAGAUGGGCAUCAUGCGCUCUGGCUGUUCACAUCAUGUCUAAUUUGACUGAAUAUAAGUAACGGGUGCCCAUUUUUACUUGACCUAAUCUGUGCUUGCAUUCAAAAAAGCACUUAGAGGUAAUGUCCACCUUGGAUAAGAAUGGGAGAUUAAUUUCUAUUAAACAUCUAUCUCUAUCUCUUGUUAAUUCUCCAAUGCUGCUUGAGCUCCUCACAUGCGGUUGAUCCUACUGAGUGAAACUUGUCACAGAUGGAAGCUGAAUUUAGGCUUUAUGGCUUGAAUUUCCAGGGUUAAAAUUUGGAAUUGGUGACAAUUUAAAGUUACUGUACUUAAAUGACUUGAAGGUUAUUUUAAGUUUGAAAUUUAAUUGCUAUAAAAUGGAAUCCUUUGUCUGUAAUUUCUAGUGCCAAAAGAAAGCAAAUACAUCCAUGUGUGUAAAUAGGUUUUUUAACAUGUAUGCUUAUUCAUAGUUGUCAAUACAGGUUUUGUCCCUGUAAACAAUCGAUUUCUCAGUCAUUCAUGCCAUUUGUUUGAAUCUGUAAGCUUCUCUUUGUACCACUUCAAAACAGGUGCAUAAUGGUAGCACUUUGUUUAUCUGAUACUGUUCCUGAAUUUUGAAGCCAUGUCUUUUUUUUUUUUUCCCAAAAGAAAACCUGAAAUCACUUCUGAUGUACCUUCAAGCUAUCCUUCUAUUGGAAGGAAUUAAAGUACCUUUAACUGUAACUUGAUGUUACCAUUUCUAAGAGUCUUUUUCAAAAGAAUCAGCUAUUAGUCCCAAACUGCGUUGUUGGGUGGAAGUUGUGUGCUCACUUUUAUGGACUGCAGGUGCCUACUACGGUAAAGGUGAGGUCACAAGUGACCCUAGAACAAGAAGCUUGCUUCUGCAGGGGAGCAGCUCUUUGCUUAAUCUCUUGCACUCCUUCUCCUGGAUUAAAAUGGAGUUUUCAAAGGCUUUUCUCUUGAUCCCACAUCUCUGAGUGAACAUGCUCUGUAGUGGAGGGAGUCCCAUAAAACCUAACACCCAGUGCCUGCAAAGUAGCAUCACUUUGUGCAGCAAUGACCCUGGGCAGCUACUCAGAGGAUUUCUGCAGUGCCCAAGGGCUGGAGCAGCAUCUCUGUGUGCUGCUGCUUCUCCCCAACUGCUGCUGGCCAGCAGGACUACUCUGUGGCUGGGCCUGGGAGCAUCGCUGGCAGCUGAAGGGGCUGUUCUGUACCCCUGUGCUGGCGGCAGACCAGUGUCCACUCAAUGCCUCUUCCCAGCAGGAUGUUGGAAGGGCUGGGUGGGCGCUUUGUGCUUUCAGCAGUGACGUUUUCCGAGGGACAGAGAGGUGAACAGAAGGGAUAGCUGAACUGGCCAGGGCUAUCUCUGACUGGAGGGGAGGCAGAGGGCUGCCAGCACAGCCAGACCCUCUUGGCCUUUGGGCACACACAUGCUGUGAGGGUUGGCUACUGCCAGCCCCAUCCCUACUGGCUGCAGGACUCGUUCAGCCAAGUGAACCUUGUCCAACUCUUACAGCUCCCUGGGCUCCACACACUGAUGCCCAGCCUCGCAGGGAAGGUAGAGGCCCAAAAAGAAUGAGGAAGCCACCCUACAAGCCCCCAACACAACAGUGGGCAGACCGACCUCUGCACCUCACUGAGCUAAACUUCAAUCUCUACACAUGGGACGGUUUGUCCGCUGCUCCUGUGAAACUCCAAAGCCAACUAAAUCAUCUUUUCCUUUCCUAGUAUUUCCACAGAAUGAAGAGUCUAAUUAAAAUCAUUCCUUAAACACUAAACAGAGCCUGGCCCACGUUACAAAAAGCAGCAGGUUCCAGAAGGGUUUAUAUUAAUCUAAUGCACUGGGUUUAUUAACAACAGGAGCAUGUUCAAAGGUUUUAUAGAAGUCUAAGGCUUCAUUAAUUCAACUUGAUUAAGCUAGAUUUCAAUUCUACAUUUUCUGGUGGUUUCCUUAUACUAAUUAUUCACUUGUAGACUAUUUACAACGGGCUUAUGUUAGAAAAAACGGCUCUAAUUAAAUAAAAGAAAAGCAUUCUCUUUAUUAGCCUAUUUCUAAGCACGUACGUGGGAAUACUAUCAACUCUGGAUGGCUCCAGGGCUGAAAAAGCAUAUUAAUGCACAAAUAAUACUCAGUGCUGCCGAGGAGGGAUGCGAGGGGAGGUUUGUGCCACCUGAAGGCAGCGAUGCUGUGUCUCAGCGGCUGCGAUGCACCGCCUGUCAGCUCUGCGUGGCGAUGAGGCAGCGCUCGGCGUUCUGUAGCGACGCUGCCAAUGGGUUCGGGUUCCUUCUGUCCCAAAUAUUCAGCUGAAGCAGCGUUGUCUCGCUCCUGCCCCGCAGAGGGGCAUCUCUACAGAGAAUCAGUUGGUCACAGACAGAUAGAUGGGCGUCGUCUCCUUUCCAGGGCAGCACCGUCCCUGGAGGAGAGCUGCGGAUUGCCCUACGUGCAAGCUACAAACAGCCGGCAGGGCCAGCACAACCAACAGCGCCCGGCUUCAGCCCGGAGAUGUCACGAACCGAGCUAAGAUCUGUCACGGCGUCACCGUAACGUCGCUUUGCCACAAUACCCCGCUGCCGGUGCCUACGGAGGCGGGAGGUGCCUCGGUCUCCUCAGCGUCCGGCUGCCGCGCCUCUCCUUCCCGCCGCCAUCCCGGCCGUUCCCUCAGGGCGGAGGGCUGAGCUCGCAGCCGGGCGUUGCGCGGGCACGGGAGGAGGAUCCCCGCUGCUCGAGGGCCGCCCGCCGGGACUUCCCAGACCCGGACCCCGCGAGAGGGCGCUGGCGGGGCCGCGCCGCUCCCCGGGAAGGCUGAAGUUUGAAAAAGUGCCGGUCGUUGGCGGCGCCGCACGGAGCGAUGGCGGCGGGCAGCCCGCAGGGCAGCUGUCUCUUGAAGCUGGGCAAUGGUGUGAACUUAAUGGAUCCAAGCUUCCAGCAAAAACUGGAGGGUGAGAAGGAACUACUUCGUCGUGCUAUACAGAAAGAACUGAAAAUUAAAGAGGGAGCAGAAAACCUGCGUAAAGCAACAACAGACAGAAAAAAUCUGGCUCAUAUAGAGCACGUGCUGAAAUCCUCCAACCGCAAACUAGAACAACUUCAUUGGGAACUUCAGGAGCUGAAUGCGAGGAUUGUAAUAACUGGCAAGGAGGACAAUAAGACAGUUUGUACAGAUGGAUCUUUAUCUCCUGACCCUUGCCUCUGGGAAAGAAACCCAGAUCCCAUGGCCAGGAAGGUUGAAGCUCUCAAAAAGCAGCUGCAUGUUGAAAUGAAAGUCAAGCAAGGAGCUGAGAAUAUGAUCCAGAUGUAUUCAAGUGCAACAUCCAAGGAGCGGAAGCUGCUGGCUACAGCUAAGCAGAUGCUUCAGGACAGUAAGACAAAGAUUGAAAUUAUCCGCAUGCACAUCGUGAAGGUGUCUCAGUCAGCAGGAGGGAUGGAAGAUACGGUGGAUCCAGCAGUGAGGCUGGGAGCCACCAUCAAUGCUGUGGAGCUGCGCAUUGAGGAGCUGAGGCAUCGUCUGCGUAUUGAAGCUGCUGUAGCUGAGGGGGCAAAAAAUGUGCUGAAGAUCCUAGGAGGGAGUCGGGUACAAGAUCGCAAAUUUUUGGCUGAGGCUCAGGGUCGUUUGCAAGAGUCCUCUCAGAAGAUUGACCUGCUGCGCUUGUCCUUGGAACGUCAGCUUAGUGGGCUUUCUCCAGAUCACCCAAAACGAGCUCUCAUCAAGCAGGAAUUAGUAAAUACCUCUUCUCUGGGAGCUCAGCAUGGCAUUAUCCAACCCACUUCAGUCAUCAAACCUACAGCUCUUACAGGAACGUUGGAAGUGAGACUGAUGGGAUGUCAGGAUUUACUGGAAAAUGUUCCCGGCCGUUCCCGAAUGGCUGGUUCUUCUCCCAUCUGUGGCAGCCCAGGCGACUUGAAGUCCUUUUCCCUAACAAGAGUUGGCCUGGGUAUCCAUGGCCGUAGUGUUGCAGGAAAGUACCUGCGAAAUGAAGAGCUAUGUAAUGAAGUCCUUGCUGUGCUCAAAGUGGACAAUAAAGUUGUUGGCCAAACAAACUGGGGACCAGUAAAUAACCAGGCAUGGGACCAGAGCUUUGUCAUUGAGCUAGACAGGUCUCGUGAACUCGAAAUUUCAAUUUAUUGGAGAGACUGGAGAGAACUGUGUGCAGUGAAGUUCUUACGUUUGGAUGAUUUCCUUGAUAAUGAACGCCAUGGGAUGUGCCUCUUGCUUGAACCCCAAGGAAUGCUUUUUGCAGAGGUGAUGUUCUGUAAUCCUGUCAUUGAGAGAAAGCCAAAACUGCAGCGACAGAAACGUAUUUUCCCCAAACAGAAAGGGAAAGAAUUUCUCCGAGCUCCUCAAAUGAACAUCAGUGUUGCUGCUUGGGGUCGCCUGAUGAUGAGCUUCCUCCCUCCAUGUAGUUCCAUUAGCACUCUGAGUCCCCCACUUCAUGAUUCCAUGCAUGCGGAUUUCUCUCCAGUUCCCCUACAAAAUCAUGUCAACUCAAUAACCAAGCUGAAUAGUGACUUUCCUGUGGCAAAGUUUACAUAUGAUGAUGAAGCACCACCCAAGCCUCCACGUCUCUUUCUGAUGUCCAAGUCCAAAGAACCAACACCAUCUCCUGCAGAUUCUCCGUGUCUGAAGAGGCUGCAUGUAGAGGAGAAGACUUGCAGCUCUGCUUUAACAGAAUUUGCAAUCCAGGCAUCUCCAAGGAAAGGGGCAGUUCAUCUUGAGGAUUUUCACUGCAUCGCCAUGCUGGGACGUGGCCAUUUUGGGAAGGUACUGCUGGCCCAAUACAAAGCAACUGGGAAGUUGUAUGCUAUCAAAGCCUUGAAGAAAAAAGAUAUCAUUAGGAGAGAUGAAAUUGAUAGCUUGAACUGUGAGAAGCGAAUAUUUGAGGUGGUCAAUUCUUCUGAUCAUCCAUUCCUUGUGAACAUGUUUGCAUGUUUCCAAACACCUCAUCAUGCUUGUUUUGUGAUGGAAUACACUCCAGGAGGUGAUCUUAUGAUGCGCAUACAUGAAGAUGUUUUUCCAGAGCGUACAGCACAGUUUUACACGGCCUGCGUAGUCUUGGGACUCCAAUUUCUGCAUGAGAAGAAAAUUGUUUAUAGGGACCUGAAAUUGGAUAAUCUGCUUUUAGAUGCUGAAGGAUUUGUGAAGAUUGCAGAUUUUGGACUGUGUAAGGAAGGAAUAGGUUUUGGAGACCGCACAAACACCUUCUGUGGUACUCCUGAAUUUCUGGCUCCAGAAGUCCUCACAGACAUCUCUUACACUCGGGCAGUAGAUUGGUGGGGACUGGGUGUGCUCAUUUAUGAGAUGCUUGUUGGUGAGUCGCCAUUUCCUGGAGAUGAUGAGGAAGAAGUCUUUGAUAGCAUUGUCAAUGAUGAAGUCCAGUAUCCACGAUUCCUUUCAUCAGAGGCACUUUCUAUAAUCCGUAAGCUUCUUCGAAAGUGUCCAGAGCGUAGACUGGGAGCAGGGGAAAAAGAUGCAGAAGAGAUUAAAAUCCAGCCCUUUUUUAAGGAAAUGGAUUGGGAUGCUUUGUAUGCCAGGACUCUGAAGCCCCCUUUUGUGCCCACUCUAAAAGAUCCAACAGACAUUAGCAACUUUGAUGAAGAGUUUACAUCACAGAAGCCAAUUCUGACUCCUCCAGAGGAGGUUGCUCUCCUAACCCGUAAGGAGCAGGCUGUCUUCAAGGACUUUGAUUUUGUCUCCAAACACCUUUUGUAUGCUUGAUUCCUGUGCUUAAGAAACAUGAACAAAUAAAUUGUUACCAUCUUGAGAGGGCAUAGAGAGGACUUGGCAUGGGCAAUGGAAAAGUCAACAAACUUCAUAGAAUGGGUAGUGGUGAAGUGCCCUGCAAACUGUUACUCUGCUGUGUUUUUUUCAGCCUUGCUUGCUGGAGGAAUACUGGAUGUGAAUUACCUUUGAGAAGUUCACUUUUGAUUGGAUGUCUUCUGCUGCCACUGAAUAUAUAUAUAUAUAUAUGUAGUAAUUUGGAAUUUAAUCUGAACUUAAUUUAAUGAUUUAAUUGUCAUCUCUGCCUCCCAGGUUACUCUUUACAAAGAGCCAAAGGAAUGCAGCUCUUUUGGGUUACAUAAUACCAGGGAGAAUGGGCGCUCCUCUCCUGUUUUCUAUAAGAGAUAUGCAGUGCUCCUUCUUUGUAGAGAUUUUAUUCCUGUUCCCACUUGUGUAUGCCAGAGAAGGAAUGGAUUUUAACACAACUGAGGUAAUGAUGUUUGAGUUUGGUAAUGAUCCAAGUGAUGUACCUUAAGUAAAAACAAAACAAAACUCUUUAUACUUCUUUCAGGAUGUGAAAUCUUAGCUAUGGAUUUUAAUAAUGUAAAGAAGCCACCAUUUUGCACAUGCUUUCUUUUCCUUCUUUUUUUUUUUUUUUUUUUUAAAUAAAGAUACUAUUCCUUAUAAUUAAAUCUCAGCUUUUCAUCUCCUUGGUGUUAGGUGAAUGUUUCAGAUCAGUGCUACCCAUAGUAAACUCAGUAGACAGGAUUUUAUUUUUCUCUGUAAAUGUCAGGGUAGUAUUUUUCUUCCUUCCUUCCUUCCAUCCCAAGUUGUCUGUGUACAUAUUGCAUGGUAUGAUCAGCUGUCACAUCCAAAUGAUUGCAGUCAAGUUGUCUCUCUGCAGUUGUUCAUCAAUGUGUAUAUCCUGUAUCUUUUUUGGAAUAGUUAAAUAUUGACAGUGUUAGUGCUGGAAAAUCAGGAUGCUUAAGCUGAUCUAAUUUGCCUAGCAACAUACUUUGUAAUUAAACUUGGUUAGAUUCAUUUUCUUCUCUAUAAUUCAUGUUAACUUGCUGGGUAAAAAAAGGAAAGCAUGUAUAGAAAUGAAGCAUUUCACUGAAGACAAAUAAGGACACAAAGCUCUUAUUCUUUCAGUUUUCUUCAGCAGAGGUAGACAGAAGUUGAACUAAUACAAUUGUGCUAUUUUUGGAGAUAAGAAGCAGCUCGUGAGUUGCCUGGGUUAAGUGCUUCAGAAUUCAGAGGCAUUUAAGAGCUUUAGUAAGAGCAUAUGUUUGUGCAAAACAAAUAAUUCAGUCUGAACAUUGUUUUCCUAUUUUCAGAGCCAAGUAUAACUGCUGCUGAAACUUCCAGCAUAUAAACAUACUUUCAACCUUCUGCACCAUUUAAAGGAGGAUACACAUCUUCCUCUACCAGUUGAAUGUAAUGGUUGGCUUGCUUAUGGCCCUGCAGUUGUUUCGUGAUUUUCCUUUUUUUUUUUUAAGGACUUCUUCAGAGCGUUAAGCACAGUGAGUUGUUAGUUCAGGUGAAACCUAGAAGUUGAGUUUCAGAAAGAGAGGCAAAAAGAAACAAACAAGAUGUAUGUAAUUGUUUAAUACUUUUAUAGUACAAAUACCAUAAGCUACCAUUUCAGUGCAAGUACAAGAGAAUUACCAAAGAGCACAACGCUGUGUUUUGAACUUUAUUACCUGCUGGCAUAUUUUUGAGUGAUAGCUGAAAUAAUUGCUAAGGAGGAAAUGAGCCAUCCUGCAACAGGCACCACAUUGACACAACUGCAGGGUCCCUUCUGGACUGUGCAUCAUUAUUAUGAAAACAAUUCUUAAUAUUCUGAUAUCCCUCUGACAGGAGUUCCUUCUCUGAACGCAUUAGCCUGGAUGCAGGUUACAGACUCUGGAUUUGGUUAAAAAAAAGUCUGCAUUUUCAAUCUGCUUUUGGACUAUCAUGUUACAUUAGUGACUCUAUGACUCUAUACUGUUCUUUCCUGAGUGCUCAUUAGCCCUGACUGCAUUCUGCCAGCUUGCUAGAUGUAUUCCUGAGCUGCUGUUAACUUCUGAAUCAAAGCAAUUAAGGCACAAUAACUAAGUUGUUGGAUGUGGUUUGCUUUUUUUGUUUUUAAAGUAGAAAAGGGUCAGCACUAAAAUUCACACCACAGGCCCUUCUACUUUAAAUUGUUGAUCCUAACUUCCAGUCCUUAUGGAAACUUGAACUAUGACCUUCUAUUACAAUGAAAAACAAGUAAAGCUGCUGCCAUCCUGGAAUGCUAUCAAACAAAUAGGACCUAGAACCUUUCCUUUGCAAGAUUCCAUUCCAGUGCCACUUUGUAUUAUUUCAUUAUUUCAUUAAAAUUGUACUUACAUGCUGAGGUAGUAACAUUACCACUAGUGUUACUUGAGCUAGGCAAGAAGUGCUCACCUGUGUUACUGGCUCUUUCCCCAUUAGAUACAGUAAAGGCAUAGGGCAUGAGGUUAUCUGCAGAAGUAACUCUAUAGACAAGCAUUGCUCUUCUGUCCAAACUGGUUGACAUCAUUCUUUGCUGAAUUCAUUCAAAAUACCCUAUGAAUUUUUGACCACCAUCAACUUAAAGGAAAAAAAAAACUGUUAGGAUGCUGAUCAGGACAUCAAAAGGUACAAG
Messenger RNA from Phasianus colchicus (ring-necked pheasant), 10045 nucleotides. RefSeq names its product protein kinase N3 (gene PKN3). Lineage: Eukaryota; Metazoa; Chordata; Aves; Galliformes; Phasianidae. Gene Ontology annotation, biological process: signal transduction; protein phosphorylation. Gene Ontology annotation, molecular function: ATP binding; protein serine/threonine kinase activity; small GTPase binding. The record is from RefSeq and is a predicted model, not a curated record.